AUGCCGAGCCAACGGUCCAGACUGCGUUCGAUGCAGGCCCCUCGGGAGGAUGACAUAGUAGUAUGGACAACAGGUUCACCGUCGCCGGAAAUUGACGGGGUUCCGUCCGAGACGCACAGUGGCUGGGAGAGAUGGCAUCGUAGCAAUGAGAGAACAAACAUUGCAGCGCCAAUAUGUCUGCAGUGCGAUCCGGCAACUGAAGCUCUCGUGGGUCUGCACGGAGAGCCGUCGGAUCCAGCUAUGAUUGCAAGGGAGCGCGGACACGACACGUAA
This is a messenger RNA of Anthostomella pinea, 273 nucleotides long. The record is from the annotation of a GenBank genome assembly. NCBI's taxonomy places the organism in Eukaryota, Fungi, Ascomycota, Sordariomycetes, Xylariales, Xylariaceae.